This is a messenger RNA of Vavraia culicis subsp. floridensis, 1347 nucleotides long. RefSeq lists its product as uncharacterized. The record is from RefSeq and is a predicted model, not a curated record. Gene Ontology annotation, molecular function: GTPase activator activity. Bases 346 to 1311 code for a protein of 321 amino acids. NCBI's taxonomy places the organism in Eukaryota, Fungi, Microsporidia, Pleistophoridae. Gene Ontology annotation, biological process: activation of GTPase activity. The transcript has a single exon.
ACUCGUUGUUUUUCUGUUACCAAGGAGGUGAAAACUUAUGUUCUAGUAUAUUAAUUGAAUUCCACAGAGAGAAAUUGGACAAAAAUGUGUUAAAUGAAUUACAGAGGGCGAUCAGAUGAGCUUGUAGUUUUUUAGAAUGUUAUUUUACGAAAAAAAUAUAUGUUAUUAUUCAUGAACUGCUUGCGAAUUCAACGCAUAAAACUGCCUUCAAAAUAUGCAUUCUAACUAUAUUAUAUACAAACGGAAUGACAUAUUUUCUUCUCAUUUCUCCUUUUUAUUUCUCACUCCACGUGCGAAUAUGCAAGUUUCAAAUAAAUAAAAUAAAAUACGGAGCUACCCUUUGGUAUGUUGUACAAUCCCGCGGACCUUAAGAAUAAGGAUGUUCUCAUUGAAAAUGCGCUUAACUCUCCAAUGAUUGAUUUGAAGAAGUUGCGACAGUACACAUGGUGUGGUGUUCCACAUCACCACCGCAAUAAGAUAUAUCGAUUGCUUUUCGAGGUAAAUUCUUUGCAAAACAGCACAUAUCACAAAGAAAUAAUCGAAAAUAACAAUGUGUACUUCCAGAAAAUCCUUAAUGUAAACGAAAUUUCUGGAAGUAGCAGCUGUUAUGUGUCUCAUAUGCAGUUCAAAGUUGACAUUGAUAGGAAGAUAGCCAAGCAAAUAGAAAUUGAUGUUGAUCGGAUACCAAGCCAGCAUCUAGUGUACAACAACAUAUCACUUCAAUUUAUUUAUGCUAACAUUUUGAAAGUCGUUGCAAAACGCCGACCAGCCAUCGGAUAUGUGCAAGGAAUGGCGGACCUGCUAAUUCCGCUCAUAGAGAUCUAUAAGAACGAAUUUUUCGUUGAGUCCACCGUGUACGCCACGUUCUCAAAAUUACUUGAUACAUUUCAGGACUACUUCGUGGAUGGGCAACAGGGCAUUACAAAGGCCAUAAAGAAAUUCAAGAAGAUACUUCGAAUGGUAGAUCCCAUUUUAUACACGCAUAUCAUCAAUAUUGGGCUCGAACUGCAUAUGUUUGCCUUUCGAUGGUUCAAUUGCUUGUUUGUACGAGAGUUUAAAAUAGAGUACUAUCUUUUGUUCCUGGACUCGAUGCUUGCCACAAGUAACUAUGAGCUCUUUGUGAUAUAUUUUGCUGUUUCUUUGAUAGUAAAUCUGAGAAAAGAAAUCCUUAGCCGAGACUUCAAUGACGUGUUGCUGUUUCUUCAGAGUCUUAACGAGCUUGAUUGGGAGUAUACUGAACUUAAAAUUCUAUUCGCAAGUGUCUACGUCAAUGUUAAUGUAUUUGAAGAAAAAUUUUACUACGAAUUUUGAUGUAUGUAAUUCUAAAUAAAUAAACCUAUUUAUACG